Messenger RNA from Aureobasidium musti, 531 nucleotides. The record is from the annotation of a GenBank genome assembly. NCBI's taxonomy places the organism in Eukaryota, Fungi, Ascomycota, Dothideomycetes, Dothideales, Saccotheciaceae.
AUGUCAAAACAGCCAGGAGCCAUCAAGCAAGCCUGGUACAAGUGGAAGAGUCUGCGUCUUCCAUGGCGACGAAAGUGGCUUGUCGAUCUCACUUCUUAUANNGCACAAUGGCAUCAGUGGUUGCGCCAGGUCCGCUUUGAAGCUCCUACGCUUCAGGAACAACAGUACGAGGUAUCCCGGCAAGCACAGAUGCGCCAACUGGCCGCUGCAGCAGACGAGCGAUGGGCUGCACAAGAAUCCUUCUUAGAUGCACCAUCAAAGCAACAACCUGCACCAGCUAUAGGCGUAAAGGAUCCCGCAGGAUACAUGCAUCAGAACCAGACUGAGCCUACUGAGAAUGAAGGCGUUAGAAGCGCGGUAGGUGACGCAAGUGAAGUUGAUGCUUCAACCGAGGGCAGAACCAAGGACGACGGCAGGUUCAAAGGCAGAACCAGAGACAAGGAGGCAAACCCGUGGAAGCAAGCACCAAAGGGUAAUCCAGGAGACGACUGGCAGCCACAGAGUUGGACUCCUGGUGUCAGCCGUAGAUGA